Lycium ferocissimum is the source of this 2218-nucleotide messenger RNA. Its product is annotated as trihelix transcription factor ENAP1-like. The record is from RefSeq and is a predicted model, not a curated record. The coding region runs from base 799 to 2031 and encodes 410 amino acids. The transcript has a single exon. Gene Ontology annotation, molecular function: transcription cis-regulatory region binding. Lineage: Eukaryota; Viridiplantae; Streptophyta; Magnoliopsida; Solanales; Solanaceae. Gene Ontology annotation, cellular component: nucleus.
GUAAGUUUUUUUUUUUUUUUUUUUUUUGUAUUUUGUUGGUGAUAGGUGUUUGAUUUUGCUCUCAAAGUUUACUUUAAGGCAAUUUCAAGAACAAGAAUCCCUUUUUUAAGGUAAGGGAGUUAAAGGGUAUUUGAUGUUCUUGUUUUUUAGAUGGAUUUUGGUUGUUAAGGUGUUUAAUUUUGCUCAAAGUUCCCGUCUUUAAGGCAAUUUCAAGCACAAGAUUCCUUUUUUUGAGGUAAGGGAGUUAAAGGGUAUUUUUGUUUUUGUUUUUUAGAUGGAUUUUGGUUGUUAAGGUGUUUAAUUUCGCUCAAAGUUCCCAUCUUUAAGGACAAGCCAAAAAGAAUUCCUUUCUUGAAGUAAGGGUAUUUCUUCUAAUUGGCACUUAAUCUUCUGAAAAUGAGAAGUUCUUGUGUUUUUGAUGGAUAUUUGUUGUUUAGGGGUUUGAUUAAGUUUCCAGCUUUAAGGCUAUUCAAGCACAAAUUUCCCCUUUUAUAAGGUAAGGGAUUAUAGGGUUUUUGUAUCAAUUGGAUUGAAUCCGUUGAAAACGAAUAAUUCUUGUAUGGAUUUUGGGUUGUUGUAGGCAUAUUUUCUUGAUUUUGAUUAAUGAAUUUUGCUUGUAUGUUGGAGAAACUUAUUCAUCUAGUUGCUAGGAAUAAAAUGUUAAUUUGGGGUUAACAAUGGGUCAAAUUUGAUCAAGAAAACAUUGUGCUUAGAAUUUGGAAUUUUACGUUAGGUUCUCUAAUAAGAGGGUAGAUAUUAGUGUGGUAUAGUAGUAGUCUCUUGGUUUCUUGUGCUUCAAUGGAUGACAUUGAGGAUAAUGGGAGAUAUCCUCCCAACCCUUAUGGAAUGAAUCAGGGUUAUGAGACAUCCAACCGCCACAAGCUUCCUGUUCGCGACACUUCUUAUUCAAGGCAUGUGAACAAUCAGUAUGUUGAGGAGGCCGAUGAUGAUGACGAUGUUGAUAACGAAGCAGAAGCAGAAGCAGAAGCAGAAGCAGAAGCAGAAGCAGAAGCAGAAGCAGAGGCAGAAGAAGAAGAAGAAGAAGAAGAAGAAGAAGAAGAAGAAGAGGAAGAAGAAGGAGGAGAAGAAGAAGAUGAUGAUGAUGAUGGCGAUGAAAAUGGUGUUCAGCGGAUAGGGAAAGAUGUGUUUGAGGAUGACGAUGAUGAUGAUUAUGGUGAUUCGCAGAGGCAUCAAAAGAAGAGGAAGUUAAAGAGCUUGUUAUCAAGUUACGAAUUUGCACCUCGAGUACCACCACCUCCAUCAUCUACUACAGCUGCAACCGUUCCAAAGCCUUCGUUUGGCGGGAGGAAUCCACUUUCUGAUUGGACUGAACACGAGACGUUUAUUUUGCUUGAUGCAUGGGGUACUAGGUUUGUUCGACAUGGGAGGAAGAGUCUUCGAUUAGAGGAAUGGCAAGAAGUUGCAGAGAGAGUAUCGCAAGGGUCCAGAAUUGAGAGAACGGAUACUCAAUGUCGUAACCGUUUGGAUACUCUGAAAAAGAAAUACAAAAAGGAGAAGAUGAAGUUUGCGGCGGAGACAGGGAGUAGUACCACUAGUAGUAAAUGGGUGUACUUCAAAAAGAUGGACAUGUUACUAUCAUCAACUCCUCAGCAAGCGGGUGUUUCAUGUGGAAUGGACUCUGGAGAGUAUGUUUUCGGGAGCCCUAAAGUUUAUCUGAAUCGUGCUAAUGGUUUGGAUGAGAUGAGGGACAGUCCUGCUAACUCAGGAUCUGCUGAUUCUGAGGAUCUUCCACCAAAAAGAUCAAGAAAUGUACAAUCAGGAGGGAAUGGAAAUGGAAGUUCUUUCAAACUAAUAGCAGAUUCUAUCCACAAAUUUAGUGAGAUAUAUGUGAAGAUUGAGAAUAGCAAGAGACAGCAAAUGCUGGAACUGGAGAAAAUGAGGAUGGAUUUCCACAGAGAAUUGGAACUGCAAAAGAGGCAGAUUGUGGAGAGAGCUCAUGCGGAAAUUGCAAGAAUUCGUCAAGGAAGCGAUGAAGAGAAUGACAUGUCUGCUGAAAAUGUUAGUGGAUGAUUUAGCCGGACUAUCUCUCGACUCGUUGUAUGUUGGCUAUUUUCCAUUGUUGUAUUAUAUCUUGCAUGUCAUUCUCUCGCAGGUAGGGAUGGCAAUAUGUAAGACAACUUAAUGUGGUGUAAGAAUGUAUUUGACUGUAGUUUCAGCAGCAAUAAUAACAUAAUAGAGAUCACAAAUUCUUCUUUCA